AGGCGGCGCCACCGCCGACUGUUUACAAGAUGAUCGGUCACGGCUGAUGAAGUGCUUCGCAAGCUUUACUUCUUUACCUCCUUUGCCGAUGUUUUGCCAAGUGAAUCCAAUAUGCCUGCAUUAAUCGAACGUCCUAAAAUGAGCCUUCAGAUGUGGGCAGCCCUUAAGGCCCACAUUAUGCGAGAAAGGGAACGUAAGAAGCAGGAGCAAGAAGCCGACGAAGCCAUCGAGAGGUUGCGGCGCGAACAGGAACAGAAGCGCAAGCAGGACCAAAUGACAUUGGAAGAGAUAAAAGAUCAGGUAGUUCAGUCCGAAAAGAAGCUUAAAGAACUGAAAGAUGAAAAACACCAGCUGUUUAUGCAAUUGAAAAAAGUCCUGCAUGAAGACGAAACACGACGGCGAGCGUUGAUCAAGGAAGCGAAUGAAAUGGCAGCCGCUAGUCAAGCUUAUGCAUCCCAUCAAGGCAUUGCAGUGACGCAGCCACAGUCGCUUUACAUUCAAAAUGUCGGUCGGACGCCAGUACUGUACAAGAUGACACCGCAGACCAACAACUCGCUCCACUCGGUGUCGCUGAAACGGCCUCUGACACCGUCACCGCCUCCUCCUCAUGCAACUUCCGCGUACCAACCUCAGUACACUUACAAAGCGCAAGUUACUGCAUUUGGCCCCAAAUUGAUACCGUACCCGUCUUCUGUCGCGCAGCAAGCAACGCCCGUUUACUACACAACCCAUCACAUCGUAUCCGGAGCGUCGUCUGCGAUGACGGACGCGGCCAUUUACAGUUACGGAGCGCAGUAUGCGGCUCCUGCCGUAUCACCUAGAAAGCAUCUAGCUGUUCCUUCCACAGCGUACGGUCACGUCACUCAAGGCUUCACGCGAGCCAUCCCGCAGCAGCUUGAACACGGCAACCCGAAACCAUCGGCCUACCCAUCUGACGAAAAAUUUUACGUCCAAGCGGGUGUCAUGCAGCGUGCCCCGGUGGGUGGGUCGCUGACAACCGGCCAGCCAGUGGUGGCGGUUCAGCGACAGCUUGGAGGGACGUUCGGGGCCCAGCAAGCACUUCAGCAGCGUCACCCGUAUCCUAGUCAGCAAGGGACACGUUUUUACUGAAGAAGUGUUGAAAUGUAAGGAGACGUGUCGCAGCCAAACAAAGAAGUAUUAAAGUGAAUGUUUUACUUUACCAAGACAAAAGCCUAGAAGGCUAGCGAAGGAAUGCACCACAUGCACUCGAUGGUGCAUAGCAAUAUUUAUCGAAUGCAUGUUCACAAAAAGAAUACUAAAAUUAUAACUGCAAACAUAUAUUAAUGUUACACGAUAUAUUUGUGAAAUUAUUUACUUCGUUAUGGCUAGGUAAACCCGCAGUUCAGUUGAAGAAUUGAUCUGAGGCAAUGUGAAGAAGGAAAAGCCUUAUGUCAGCUACGUUUCCAAUCCCAGCAAGUUUAGACUUUUUUAUUCAAUAUGUAAUAGAGCGGUGCUUCCAGAGCAGUGGUUGAUACUGUUCUGAAUACUAGCAAUACUACAGCUUAUUGCUACGUAAGGGAUGUUGUUGUUGUCCCCAAUGUCAGCCUGUUAUUUUUGCUUUGCACACCUGCUGCUUUUUCUUAUUGCUUUUGUUCCUGGCUGAGCAACACCACUGCGGAUUUCUGCAUCACACGUACCAAGCUUUCCACGGGAGAAUAUGCCAUUCCAAGAGACUCUGUUAACUAGGGCUCUGUUUUAAGCAGCAGCAUAGGCUACCAUACACUGUUGCUCUUUUUGCAUAGUCACUUCUGUUACGAUGACGAGUAAUUCCACUAUUGUGUGUUACACAUUUGUUUCAAAUGACUAGUCUAUGGGGACAGUGGCAUUAUUGCAAUCACAUAGUCACAUUUUGCCAUAUAUGUGCACUGUGCUCUCGAAGAAGGCACAGUUCUCAAAAGUCAACAUGAUGUUUGCGCAUGUCUUACAGUUAAAUAGUUAUAAGGAGAAUGGCACCUCCCUUGAUCUCACAGUGGUAAUGAAGGUAAAGAGAGGCUUGUGCAGACAAUGUUACCGUUCAAUGCUGCUUUCUCCUCAUAAGGUCCCUUUCGACGAAAAUCUUUCACCCACCAUAGGGGAAGGCUUUCACCUACUAUACAAUAAUAACCCUAUGCAUAAUUCUGCACAGUUGAUCUUUUGGAGAACAUCAAACUGUUGCGCACUUUUCAUAUGUGUGGAGCAAAUGGAUGUCGACUUUGUCUGAGAGAAUGUUUUUGCCAAAAUUAAUUUUGCGACUGUAUUUAUUCAAAAGUAAUAAAGUUUUUCCCCAUUUAACAUCCA
This is a messenger RNA of Ornithodoros turicata, 2298 nucleotides long. Its product is annotated as G protein pathway suppressor 2-like. Gene Ontology annotation, cellular component: transcription regulator complex. Gene Ontology annotation, biological process: regulation of transcription by RNA polymerase II. The transcript has a single exon. Lineage: Eukaryota; Metazoa; Arthropoda; Arachnida; Ixodida; Argasidae. The record is from RefSeq and is a predicted model, not a curated record. Gene Ontology annotation, molecular function: transcription coregulator activity. The coding region runs from base 112 to 1110 and encodes 332 amino acids.